Molecule: messenger RNA, 2803 nt
Organism: Phragmites australis (common reed)
Lineage: Eukaryota; Viridiplantae; Streptophyta; Magnoliopsida; Poales; Poaceae
Product: protein FAR1-RELATED SEQUENCE 5-like
Exons: 2
Coding region: 686-2803 (705 amino acids)
Molecular function (GO): zinc ion binding
Source: RefSeq, a predicted model, not a curated record
CUUGGGGGGAACCUCAAGUUCCUUCCCCUCUAAAAUAUUUUAACGGUUGAUCUUGAUAAGGGCACUUUAGGAACAUCAUUUGGUGUAAAUAAGGACAGUUUAGGAAUUGACUGUUUCAGUAAAUAAUAUCUCGUUGCAUCGAUCUGACCUCUCUCUUCUGCCCGCACUCUUCUUCAUCUCAGAAACCUGUAACAAAUCUCAUCUCAGAUCUCGUCCUUCUCGCUCGAGUGCUCCCCCAAGCACCGUAACAAGUCUCAAUCGCAUCUCAGAUCUCGUCCUUCUCACUCGAGUGCUCCUGUUGGCGAUUGUCUCCUCCGUCACCUCCCUUCCACGAUCAUCCUCCUUGUGAAGCCGACACGGCAACCGUUUCCUGCCUAGCGGGCGGCGAGACGUGCGUGGUGUGCAGCAGGGGAGGCCUAUCGGCUCUGCGGAGGACUCGGCGGCGCAGGCACUGCGCCGGCUCGUGGCGGGCUGCGCAACCUCCGGCGGCGUGGUCGUGGCUGUGGUGGACGCCAACGCCGCAAUCGCGAGAGGCGUCACGCUCUUCACCACUACGAGGAGGCUGGUGACGGUGCCGGAGGCGCUCAAGGAGGUGCGCGACCCGGCUGCGAGGCAUCGGUUUGCGCUGCUCCUGACCCCGUCGAGACCGUGGAGCCUGCACCAAAGAUCGUCAAGAAAGAAAAACAUGGGUGAUUUAAGUGCAGAGGCUCUUUUAGAAUAUGAGCAGAUUGUCAGUAAUACAUUUAUUAGUGCGGACGAAGGUUUUGACUUCUACAACAACUAUGCCCUUAAAAAAGGGUUUAGUGUAAGGAAAUGCUACAUGGAAAGGGACAAAGGCAGCAAGGAAAUAUGCUUAAGAAAGUUUGUUUGUAGUCGGCAAGGUUUCCGUGAAGCUAAGCACAUGAAGAAAGAAAGUAAGAAGAGGAAGCCACGGAACAUUAGUCGUUGCGGGUGUCGAGCCAAAAUGGUAAUUAGACUCUCCAAGGGAACAUGGCAAUGGUAUGUGAAGGAUUUCAUUGAUGAACACAACCAUCCUUUGGCCACACCAGAUGUAUCUUGUCUCCUGCGUUCGCAUAGAGGCAUCAGUGAUGUGCAGAAGGCCGACAUCAUCGAGAUGGAAAUUGCAGGAAUCCGUAAACACCAAAUCAUGAAUAUUUUGGAAAUGCAGUGUGGCGGAUAUGAUAACGUUGGAUGCAUAUCAAGGGACAUAUAUAAUUUCUGCUAUCAUUAUAAGCAGAAAACAAUUGUUGCAGGCGAUGCUGAAACUGUGAUCUCUCACCUGAAGGCGCGGCAAGAGAGAGAUGCUGAUUUUUUCUUCAGAUACUUGAGUGAUGACAAGGGCCAUCUAAAGGGCUUGUUCUGGUCCGAUAGUCAAUCCCGGCUUGACUAUGAAGAAUUUGGUGAUGUUGUUGUUUUUGACAGCACAUACAGGACCAAUCGAUACAAUUUGCCAUUUGUGCCGUUUGUUGGGUUAAAUCACCACCGAAGCACGAUUAUAUUUGGUUGUGGCAUUAUUUCCCAUGAAACAAGUGAGUCAUAUCAGUGGCUGCUGCACACAUUUUUGGCUGCCAUGUCCCAGAAGCAUCCAAUUUCUGUGAUCACUGACGGCGACCUUGCAAUGCAGAGAGCUAUCAAAAUCAUGUUGCCAAAUUCUAACCAUAGGCUAUGCACAUGGCAUAUUGAGCAGAAUAUAGUACGCAAUUUGCACAAUUCUGAUAUUGUCAAGGAAUUUAGGAAAUUUCUAUAUGAUUGUUGCACCGUACAGGAGGUUGAGAGAAAAUGGGAUGACUUUAUAGAAAGGAAUCAAAUUUCGGACCAGAAGUCAUGGUUGCACCAGAUGUACCAGAUGAGGAACCUGUGGUGUGCUGCAUAUCAGGUGGGACGAUGCUUCUUGGGCUUGAGAAGCAACCAACGCAGUGAGAGCCUGAACUCAAAAUUGCAUACGCAUCUUGAUGGUAAAAUAACACUGUUUGAUAUGCUGCAGCAUUAUGAGCAUUGCUUAUCCAACCUGCGUCGUAAUGAGGCCAAGCUAGAUAGUAUAGCAUCACAAUCAGUUCCGUUCACAGGACUGGAUGCUGCAAAUAUUGAGAAAGACGCUGCACAUGUGUUUACACCUACAAUCUUUGCCUUGGUGAAAGAGAUGAUUGAUUGUGUAAGUAAUUUUGUUAUCAGUGAAAUCCUAGAUGGAGGUGAUGGUACAACAUAUAUUGUUGCUACAAAGGGGAAAGAAGACAAUAAGUUCGACAUUGAUUGUGAGUUCAUCGACUCAUCAUUAGAGAGCAUUUCUUGCUCGUGUCGUAUGCUAGAAUGUGAAGGCAUACCAUGUGGCCACAUCUUUUAUGUCUUGGAGAAAAUAUUGCAUGCAGACAAAAUUCCCAAGUGUUGUGUGGCCAAUAGGUGGACCAUGAGCGCAAAGUCUGCAUUUCCUCCAAUCAGAAAAAGCAGUAUAUAUGAUUAUUCCCAAAGCCUGGAGAGAUACCGUGACUUGCGCAAUUUGAGUCAUGCAGCAUCUUUUAAAGCGUCCCAAUCUGAUGCAUCGUAUGUGCACAUGAAGCGUGUUUUGAAUGAAAUAGUAGGCAGUAAUGAUGCGUGUAAUCCUGAAAAGAAACACAUGAGGUAUGGCCCUGUAUUGACGCAAGCACACCAAGCUCACUCUCUUAAUUUGGACAAGGUUCUAGAUCCGGUGCAAGUUAAAUCUCGAGGUGCGCCGAAGAAGAAAAGAAUGAAGGCCUUCACUGAAAAACCCAAAAAAAACAAGUGUGGCCAUUGUAAAAAACAAGUGUGGCCUAUGCUACGAUCUUGA